GGCACCCUGUAUGGUCACCUCCAUUAGGAACGGCCAUGAUAACUGUCCUCAUUCUCUUUCAUGGCCAUUCCUCUCUCCCCUUUUCCGAAUCCUGGAAAUCCUAUCCACAACCCUAAUCCCAGCUUCCGCAAGUACUUCUCCUUCAUCCUCAAACCCGUAAUUUCUAUCCCUAACUCCAACUCAACCUCCAAGAGGCAUUUGCUACUCAAAACUUCUUUGCUCUGCCUCACUCUAGCUCCUCAACUCCCACUUGCGCAAUCUUCCGCUGAAGUUCUGCCUUCCAAAUCGCUUCUUUCUAGCAUUGAGAAUACGAAAUCCUGGUUUCAAUUCUACGGCGAUGGGUUUGCUAUUCGCGUCCCACCUGAUUUCCAGGACAUCAAUGAGCCGGAGGAUUAUAAUGCGGGACUUUCUCUUUAUGGGGACAAGGCAAAGCCAAAGACUUUUGCUGCACGGUUUGCAUCACCCGAUGGAUCUGAGGUUCUCAGUGUUGUUACUCGCCCAACCAAUCAACUAAAAAUCACCUUCUUAGAGGCACAGGACAUAACUGAUUUAGGGUCCUUGAAGAGUGCGGCAAGAAUAUUUGUUCCAGGAGGGGCAACUCUUUACUCUGCUCGAACAAUAAAAAUCAAGGAAGAGGAUGAUUUCAGGACGUACUAUUUCUAUGAAUUUGGUAGAUACGAAGAGCACGCAGCAUUGAUGGCGGGUGUUAGCAGCGGAAAGGCAAUUAUUGCUGGGGCUACAGCGCCGCAGUCCAAGUGGGAGAGGGAUGGUGUAAAACUUCGUUCCGCUGCUAUAUCAUUAACAAUUCUUUAGCCAUUUGCUGAAUUUUGUGAACUGGCAGAUCACGCCCUCAAGUGCUUCAGUCCUCAAUGUCUUCAAACAUGUUUGAGGCAAGACUUCUAUGAAAACUUCGCAGGAGAUCGUUGGUCUUGUUUUUUGGUGGCUGGAAUUUUCAUUCACCUACAAAAUAUGAAAAAAAUUGAAAAGAAGUGAGUAUGGCAUCUCUAAAUUUGAUUUCAAGACUGGAAUAAGUGGCAGAGUAAUUCAAAGAUAAUAAAAUCUAAUGUUGAAGUCCGUA
Neltuma alba is the source of this 1078-nucleotide messenger RNA. RefSeq lists its product as uncharacterized. The record is from RefSeq and is a predicted model, not a curated record. Gene Ontology annotation, cellular component: chloroplast. Bases 61 to 813 code for a protein of 250 amino acids. The transcript is spliced from 7 exons. NCBI's taxonomy places the organism in Eukaryota, Viridiplantae, Streptophyta, Magnoliopsida, Fabales, Fabaceae.